CACAAAGAACUGAAGCCAAAACAGUAAGAUUUUCAAGCUGAUGGAAAAUGGACGUACUAUCGCAUUACAGCUCACCCGUAGUUGAAUUUCCGGCCACGCAGCCCUUGGAGAAGCAGCAUGCCCUGGUGGACAACUGUACGGGUACCGAUCCACCGCCUCCCAGCAAAGAUGCCGCCACGGGAACGCAGAUGAAGCUGCAUGUGGCCACACAAACAGAGCAACGAGUAGUUAGCAGCAAGGAUGUCGAAUACGAUGAGCGGGCUUUGGCCAAAUGGUUGCGACAGAUCUGCCCCAUGGUCGAACGGGAGCUUAUGAAUCCCACGCCUCUGAUGGAGGAUCUAACGAUGAGCCAGUGCCGCCUGGAGGAGGAACUGCAGGUGUACACGUACCAGAAACUGACAAUGGGUGGUGCGGACAACUCGCAAGGACUGGCCAUUUGGCUGUGUGUGCAUACGAAUAAUGCCCCAGUUCUGGUGGCCACCACGGUAGCUCCCCAUGAUGACUGGUGCGAGCAUGUGGAUCAGCAGCUAAAGCUCUUUGUUCCCCAAAGAAUGUCCGUUGGCAACUUGGUGAUUUACACAGAGGCCAAAACUCUACCCCUAAAAUCCUGUUUGCGAAGUCUGUGCACAAAUCCGUACAACAAGACCAUGUUCGCUGGUUCCACCAUGGACGGAGAGCUCUUUAUUUGGUUAUAUGAACAGGCGAGGGGUUCCGAUUCCAGCGUCGAUAUCAAACAGCUAUACACUGUAUCAUCCGCCCAGGGAGCUGCAGUGGCUCUGGACUGGCCGCGGGAACAUCUUCUGUUGGCCUGCUAUGCCAAUGGCAGCGUUCGACAGUGGGAUCUAAGCAGGCAGAUGGCUCUGGAUUGGGAGUACUCCCUGCCCGCAACGGUUACCUCAGAGCCAACGGCAAUGGUGACCCUUGGUCUGGAUGACUUCGUCGUGGGCACUAACGAUGGUGGCGUCUAUCGCUGCUGGAACACUGGCCGCCAAACCGCACCCACCAAGCAGAUCCAGUUGUUGGCUCUACGGCGACAUCGUUUCAUGGUUUCCACUCUGCUCCGUACCGAAAUGGAGUGCAACCAGUUUGUCCUGAGCUGCGAUCUCAGUGGACAGGCCUUCUAUCACGAUAUGCGGCUUGUGGAUGAGGAUAUGGCUCAGUUGAUAGUACAAAUCCCACUUCCCUUUAAAAACGUAAUCGCCUGUAGUCGGGAUGGCAACAUCAUCUACUGCCCAGCCAAUGAUGGGUCACUGGAAUACUAUAGGGUUAGCGAUGGUGCCCAUGCCCACGUCAAGGGAGGACUUCGCGGCAAGGGAAGCCUUAUCCGUAGUAGCGACAAUGGACGCUGGUUAAUUACAGGCCUCUAUGGCGACGAGUUCCAGAUAUUCUACAUAGAACACUAAAUAGUCGUAUUGAAUUUGGUUCUCAGUUUUGA
Drosophila sechellia is the source of this 1435-nucleotide messenger RNA. RefSeq lists its product as uncharacterized. The transcript is spliced from 4 exons. NCBI's taxonomy places the organism in Eukaryota, Metazoa, Arthropoda, Insecta, Diptera, Drosophilidae. Gene Ontology annotation, molecular function: dynein heavy chain binding; dynein light chain binding. Bases 48 to 1403 code for a protein of 451 amino acids. The record is from RefSeq and is a predicted model, not a curated record. Gene Ontology annotation, biological process: intraciliary transport. Gene Ontology annotation, cellular component: cytoplasmic dynein complex; ciliary plasm.